AUGAGCAUCUCAAGUUCCUUCACAGUGAAAGAUGACAUUGCAAUUGUUGGAUACUCUUUCAGACUCCCGCAAGAUGUGAAUGAUGACCAGUCGUUCUGGGAGGUUCUAGAGAACCGCCGGAAUCUUAGAACAGAUUGGCCGGAAUCCCGAGGCAAUCCAGCUUCAUUCUUGAACAAUACAUUGAUAAAAUUCCCUGCAAAAGGUGGACAUUUUCUCAAUGAAGACCUUGGCGCUUUUGAUGCGCCCUUCUUCUCGGUCACGGCGCAAGAAGCGGCAGCGAUGGAUCCAAUGCAGCGAUGGACCUUGGAGGAGUCAUAUCGAGCUUUUGAGAAAGCUGGAAUACCAGUAGAGAAGUUGAGGGGUUCUCGUACUGCAGUUUUCUCCGCUUCAAUGCUGGAAGAUAAUGCCCGUCUGGUUGCCAUGGACGCAGAGAAUACAGAGCGGACAGCUGCUACAGGAAGCUCCGUUGCAUGUGUCGUUCCCAAUCGAGUAAGCUGGUAUUUUGAUCUGCGUGGACCCAGCAUCCAUGUCAAUACAGCCUGCUCAGGCAGUUUAUCGGCAGUCGACAUGGCCUGUAAGUCAUUGCGCAGCGGUGAUGCCUCUUGUGCUCUUGUCACUGGAUGUAAUCUGCUUCUGGAUCCUUCCAUUUUCCAAAUGCUCGCUACCCAGAACUUCCUCUCUCCUGAUAGCCUCUGCUAUAGUUUUGAUGAGCGUGCCAAUGGAUACGCCAGAGGAGAGGGGACAUUGGCUCUUGUCCUUAAGCCCGUGUCUGCGGCAAUUGAGGACGGCGACAUGGUUCGGGCCGUUAUCCGCUCAACGGGCUCAAAUCAAGAUGGUCACACUCCUGUGCUCACGCAGCCGAGCCCUCAAUCACAGGAAGAAUUGAUUCGUCAUGUCUACAAGCAGGCCGGACUCUCAUUUGAUGAGACGCGAUAUGUCGAAGCCCAUGGAACGGGAACGCCCGUGGGUGAUCCAAUUGAAAUGAGAGCUAUUGGCAGGGUUUUCCGAAAAAGUCGAACUGCGGACGAGCCUCUUUAUGUUGGAUCCGUGAAGGCAAAUAUCGGACAUCUUGAAGGGGCUAGCGCACUUGCAAGCUUGGUCAAAUCUAUCUUGAUUUUGGAAAAGGGAAUAAUUCCACCAAAUGCUCUUUUUGAAAAGAUCAAUCCUGCCAUUGAUGUGGACUUUUUUAAAAUCAAGGUCCCAGUGCAAAGUAUACCGUGGCCAAGUCAAGGCCUACGUCGAAUUUCUGUCAAUUCCUUUGGAUUCGGUGGUUCUAACACCCAUGUCGUUCUUGAUGACGCUCGUCAUUACAUGGAGCAGCGUGGCCUAGCUGGUAACCACUGCACGGCCCUUUUCCCUGGCACUAUCACAGGGGUUGCAAGCAUCCCCAAUACCGGAACACAAUCUGGUUAUGAAAAUGGGAAUCAUGGCGAUUAUAGACUUACCAACGGAACGAAUUCUCUCAACGGAACUACAUACACAAAUGGGUCCGCGCAUAUGAAUGGAGACGGGGCAGUGUCACUAACAAAUGGCCAUGAUAAGAUUCCGAAGGUCGCCACACGACAGCCUAAGCUACUUGUUUGGUCCGCCGCCGAUCAGAAAGCGGUGGAAAGAAUGCUUGAGAGCUACGAGGUCUCCAGUACAGAUCUGGGUCUCGAAGACCCGUCCAAGCUCGAUCAGCUAGCAUACACCCUUGCUUCACGGAGAAGUCGGAUGUUAUGGAGAGCUUUCGCCGUCUUCCCAAAUCCAAAUGAUAGCCAAGGAGGAAAGUCCCUUUCGCCGGUUAAGCCAGUUCGAAGUUCGACCGACGCUGGGCUCGCUUUUGUGUUCACUGGACAGGGCGCGCAAUAUGUGGGAAUGGGAUUGGAGCUGCUUGUCUACCCGAUAUUUGCUCAGACACUAAGGCAAAUUAAUGAGAUUUACCACAGCCUAGGAUGUGAAUGGUCACUUUUUGAUGAGCUCCGCCAUGGAAUGAACAUCGAUAAACCAGAAUAUAGCCAGCCCAUCAGCACUGCUAUUCAGAUUGCUCUUGUAGAGCUACUUGAGAGCUUUGGUGUUGUGCCAAAGGCAGUUGUGGGCCACUCGUCCGGCGAGAUUGCUGCCGCAUAUACGAUUGGGGCUCUUUCUCUGCUUUCAGCGUGCAAGGUCGCGUUUUUCCGAGGAAAGCUUACUAGCAGCGGUGCCAUUACCCCAGGGGGUAUGCUGUCGAUAAAUGUGGCUAAAGCUGAAAUGCCGCAAUAUCUCAUGCGUGCUGGGGAAGAAGUGGCAAGCCGAUUGACCGUGGCUUGUAUUAACAGUCCCUUCAAUUGCACCCUCUCAGGCCCCGAAGAGGACAUCAACGCGGUGAAAGUCCAAGCAGAUCAGGAUGGCCUAUUUGCACAGAAACUCAAGACAGGGGUCGCGUAUCACUCGGUCGCAAUGAACGCAAUUGCGGAUGAGUAUUUGAUGCUGAUUGGGACCAUCGAAGGUGCAGAUCGACAAACGAGCAAAGUUAGGGCCCGGAUCCCAAUGGUUUCGUCAGUGUCUGGAAAGGCCAUCCGCCAGGCCAAUUUGACCGAUGCACAAUAUUGGGUGAACAAUCUUAUUUCUCCGGUUCAAUUUUCCGACGCCAUCCAACUACUUACGCAGCAUUCGUCGACGCUUAAAAUUGGCAUGGGGAGUAUAACAGAUCUUGUUGAAAUCGGUCCUCAUGCAGCGCUCAAGAGGCCUAUCAAUGACACGGUCCAACAGGUCGGCAAUCGGAAAAAUGAGAUUCGAUAUCUGCAUGUCCUCCAUAGGUCUCAUCGCGCGAUCCAGACCACUCUCGAACUUGCUGGUCAGCUAUUUUGCCUUGGUCACACAAUCUCCUUGCCGGCAGUAAAUAUGCAAUCGGCCAACGCGCGCCCACAGUUCCUUGUGGAUUGUCCUGUAUACCCCUUUGAUAGGUCACGGCUUUACUGGACCGAGUCACGCAUCAGUCGAGAUUUCAGGUUGAGAGGCGUUGUCUCCGGAGAUACACUAGGGGUCCGAGUAUCCGAUUGGAAUCCCUUGGAGCCCCGGUGGAGAAAUUUCUUGAGCACCGAGUCUACCCCAUGGACCGGAGACCACAAGAUGACAGACACUGUGCUCUACCCGGCCGCGGGUAUGCUGAUCAUGGCUAUUGAAGCAGUUCAACAAAUGGUGCCUAGUGACCGAACAGUUCGGGGAUAUCUCGUGAAACAGGCUGAAUUCAUGAGCCCUAUCGUUGUACCACAGACUUGGGAAGAGCGCACUGAGACUCAAGUCCGUUUGCGACCGAUAAAGGGCUCGCAAAAUGAUAGCACUUCGUUGUUUGAUGUAGCAGUUUUCUCCUACUCACGAAACUUGUGGACGGAGUGCUGCAAUGCAACCAUCGUGGCCGAAUAUAGCGAGUCUUCUCUUAUCACUACCGUCGAUGAAGGCCUUCAGGCCAUGCACAAAUCCGCAAUUUCAGCUUGCAGUCGUCCGCUUGAUUCCAAGGCCCUGUACACAGAUGCGGCUGAACAUGGCCUUCAAUACGGAGAAAUGUUUCAACUGCUACAGGGUGUUUGCUGGGAUGGCAAAAGUUCUGCUUUAGCACAUGUCGACCUGACAAAGAAAAGAUUUGAAACGGAAAGCAUGGUGCAUCCAGCCGUCUUAGAUCAAGCGUUCCAGGUCCUGCGAGUGGCUUCCGGACAACAACGAGCCGCCAAUGUUCCUGUUCGCCUUGUGGACGCAUGGUUCGCACCCUCUGGGUGGCAACUUCCACAUAAUAGCUCGAUUCAGUGGUUUGCGACAUCGCACACCACUGCCCGUGGCGAUCAUGUCGCCGUUGAUGGAGAACAAGGCAGUAUCUAUGCCUUCGCCGAGAACGGGACAACUUUAUGUCGCAUUCAGCAGGCUAACAUGACGACUGUAUCAAAGAACUUCGAAGAAACGGAUAAAAAGUUGCUAUACAGUAUCGACUGGAAGCCGCAGUUGAGCCUACUCAACUCCAAACAACUCUCCCAAUUGUACCCUGCGAAUACCAAGGCUGACGAAACUGACAUGUUGGUCAAUUAUCCCAAGCUAUGUUCACUGUUGGACACAGUGGCAGCGCAGACUGUGAGAGCCUUGGAUCGUGCUCAGGUUCCGGAAAAUCUACGUCGUCACCUUGAAUGGCUUGACUUCCACGUUGGAAGGUUGCCGUUGUCCGAGCAAGAAGACGCCUACCGGAUGAGUAAAAUGGAGAUUGAGGCCCGCAUGGACGAGAUCGAAAGAGUUCUUCCGACCUGGAAGCUGUACACUGUAUGCGCCCAAAAGCUACCAGAGAUACUCAGCGGAAAGAUAGACCCUCUCGAAGUGAUCUUCAAGCACGAUCUGGCGGAUACCUUCUAUGCUGGACUUUUUGAAAACAUGUGUGCCGAUGGACGACUUGCUGGUAUUUUGGAGUUGAUUGCACAUGAAAACCCAGCAAUGCGAGUUCUCGAGGUUGGUGCUGGUACCGGAGGUAUGACAGCUCAAGUCCUCGCAGCCUUGGAAGAGCGUGAGAGUCGAAUCGGAGCUCCCAGCUUUGCUGAAUAUAACUAUACCGAUAUCUCGCCGAUGUUUUUGGAACGUGCGAAAGGCCGCUGGCCCCGAUUCCAGGCUGAGAGUCGAUUGAAUUUCCAAACACUGGAUAUUGAUCACGGAAUUGAGAAUCAAGGCUUCCAACCAGCUUCCUAUGACUUGAUUAUCGCGGCCAGUGUCCUUCACGCGACACCAACCCUCGAGAGUACAAUCCAAAAUGUACGCAAGUUGCUGAAGCCUGGUGGUCGCCUUAUAUUGCUUGAGGCAAUUAAACCAGAGGAUGUUGCCACCAACUUCAUGGCUGGCUUGGUCCCUGGGUGGUGGGUUGCUCGCGACAAAUGGCGGCCUCAUUCACCCGCUGUAUCUGAAGCCGUAUGGGACCGUUGUCUAAGCGAGAACGGCUUCUCUGGGAAUGACAUGGUCAUUCGAGACUACAAUAGCGAGGACUGCCAUGUUGUGAGUAUCAUUCUCAGCACAGCCAUGGAGGAAGUAGAAGAGCCUGUUGUGUCCCGGGUAGAUGCCAGCAACCUUGUUCUGGUGGUCGAUGAGCAUCAGUCCAGCAGACAAUUACAUCUGGCCGAAUCGAUUCACAACUCUAUAGAUCAUCAAGGGGAGUUCCAACCCCGAAUUUGUUCAUUCUCUGCGGAGGACCUCCAACAAUCCCUCGCAAAUUCCGAAAACGAUAUUGUUGUCUGUCUAGCUGAAGUGGGCCGGCCCUUGCUCGCCAAUUUGUCUGAGGAGAGUUUCAAAGCCCUGCGGGAGUUGCUUCGCAACACGCCCAGGCUCUUGUGGGUGACAUCUUCAGGCGCCAGCGCGGCUGACAGCCCCGAAUAUAGCGUGAUCCAAGGCUUCCUGCGCUCUAUUCGUGCCGAACAACCCUCUAGUCACCUUAUUAGCCUCAAUAUCGAAGGUGACACCGAUGGUAUUGCUUGUGCAAACGCUAUUGUCAACGUUGUUGAAAAGUCUUUUGGCUCUCCAUCAUCCCAGGAGCUAGAGUAUGUCUUUAAGGACGGGAUCUUCAUGACCGCCCGGGUCAUCGAAGAUGUAGCAGGUAACAAAACAAUACAGCCCCUUCUUUUACCGCAGCUGGCACAUGAGCCCUGGGCCAAAACAGGGGCCUUGAAGCUUUCAAUGGACACUGAGGUACCUCAAAAAUCAACAAUAUUUGUCCAGGACCCCGUCCACAAAACUUCUCUUGGUCCUCACGAUGUUGAGAUCCACGCAGAUACUUGGAGUUUCAUGGAAGGGGACAUUCGCAGAGCUAUCGAUCGAACAAAAGAUGACCUAUUCGGAGGGAACUGUGGUGGCGUGGUCACUCGAGUUGGCAGUGAAUGUAACAAUUCCUUCCAGAUAGGCGAUCGCGUUUGCAUUUCAGAUCUCGAUUGCAUGCGCAAGUAUCCUCGCUCCCACGAGACCAACAUUGUCAAAAUUUCCGAAAAGCUAUCCAUCGAAGCAGCCACGUCGGUUUUCCACCCGGCCAUUCUUGCCUACCAUGCUUUGAUCGACAUAGCACGCCUUGGCGAGCGAGACACAAUCCUCAUUCAUUCAGCUGCAAGCAGCGUGGGCCAGAUUGCAGUCCAGAUAGCGCAGAAGCAAAAGGCUCAUGUCUAUGCGAGCACGACAUCAUCGGAAGAAAAGAGUUUCCUCGUGGAGGCUCUGGGUAUACCAGUCGAGGACAUUUUUGAUAGCCAGGAUGUGACAUUUGGAGCAGAUGUUGUACGUGCUACUGAGGGAGAAGGUGUCGAUGUCGUCUUGAAUUGUUUGGUGGGAGAGGAUUCGCUGCGAGGAUAUUCCCAGUGUCUUGCACUCGGUGGCAGAUUCAUCGAGAUCAGUCGUGCAGAUAUGGAGGCCAAGCUCAACCUUCCACGCGAGUUCUCUACCAGGAAUAUCGCUUUUUCGAUCGUUGAUCCCACGCGACUCCGUCCGAAACCGUUAUCUCGUCUAUUGAGGACAGUCAUGGCAUUGAUCGGAAAUGGCGAAAUACAGAUUCUACGACCACCGCCAGUGUUCAAUGUGUCGCAGCUUGAACAGAUCCACAAGAAAAUUCAAGACAAUGAACCAAUGGGCCAGAUCGUGGUCACCGCAAGCCCCGAUGAUGUUGUACCGCAAUUUGUCAAAGAGCACCCAACGUGGGAAUUUGACAACUCCGCAUCGUAUCUGGUAGCCGGAGGGUUUGGUGGCAUCGGACGGGCCAUUUUACAGUGGAUGGUGGACAGAGGAGCCAAGCAUUUGAUUGUGCCAUCGCGAUCAGGGGCAGUUUCCAAAGCUGCAGCUCAGGUAGUUGCCCAGUUGACUGCUCAAGGAGUAACUAUUGUUGCUCCUGAAUGUGAUGUUUCCUCUGAGACAAGUCUAUCACACGUCCUAGGUAAAUGUGCGCGAACUAUGCCACCCAUCAAGGGUUGCAUCAACGCAGCCAUGGUUUUGCAAGACAGCAUCUUCCAGGAAAACAUGACAUUCGCCAAAUGGGACUUGACCAUGCGAUCGAAAGUACAGACGUCAUGGAACCUGCAUCGCUUAUUACCUGAAAAACUUGAUUUCUUCAUCCUCCUUUCAUCUCUUGCCGGUGUGGUUGGUCAAAUGGCCAGUGCGAACUAUGCUGGAGGUUGCACGUUCCAAGAUGCAUUGGCGCGGCAUCGAGUGUCCCGAGGUCAAUCAGCGAUUUCGAUUGAUAUUGGCUGGAUGCGCAAUAUUGGCAUUAUUGCAGAAACGGGCGCCUAUCAACGCCAACGGCUAGCUGCAGACGAUAUGCGGCCAAUCGAUGGGGCCGAGCUCCUUGCAUUGCUGGAUAUAUGUUGCCACCCGGAUGCCCCACAACGAUCACCGUCUGAAAGUCAGAUACUCUUUGGUCUUCGGACUCCGGCUGAUCAUCUGGCACAAGGUCGCGUUCCACCUGUUCUGCUCGACCGGCCGUUGCUGGCAGCAUUUUCUUACAUUGCGGGCUUGGGUGUCUCUCCUAACCAGGAUUCUGUCAAGCAGAGAGAUAUCAACCCUGCUACUCUGUUCCGGCAAUCAUCUGAUUCGACUGAACGUAUUCAGAUUGUUCACCGCGCGUUGGCAGACAAGUUGGCAGGUGCCAUGUCGAUCUCGUCUGAGGAUGUUGAGCCGAGCAAGCCCCUAUCCACCUAUGGGGUUGAUUCCCUGAUGGCGGUGGAGCUGCGGAACUGGGUUGGUAAAACAUUUGGCGCCACCGUAGCCGUGUUUGAUAUCAUGGGCGGCGUGUCUAUUGCGAGUAUUGCCGAUUUGGUGGUUGCAAAGAGCACAGUGGAAUGCAAUUGA
This is a messenger RNA of Penicillium griseofulvum, 7800 nucleotides long. RefSeq names its product Acyl transferase/acyl hydrolase/lysophospholipase. The record is from RefSeq and is a predicted model, not a curated record. Gene Ontology annotation, molecular function: phosphopantetheine binding; oxidoreductase activity; fatty acid synthase activity. The transcript has 13 exons. Gene Ontology annotation, biological process: secondary metabolite biosynthetic process; fatty acid biosynthetic process. The coding region runs from base 1 to 7800 and encodes 2599 amino acids. Lineage: Eukaryota; Fungi; Ascomycota; Eurotiomycetes; Eurotiales; Aspergillaceae.